Molecule: messenger RNA, 1237 nt
Organism: Daucus carota subsp. sativus
Lineage: Eukaryota; Viridiplantae; Streptophyta; Magnoliopsida; Apiales; Apiaceae
Product: gibberellin 20-oxidase-like protein
Exons: 2
Coding region: 106-1062 (318 amino acids)
Molecular function (GO): 2-oxoglutarate-dependent dioxygenase activity
Source: RefSeq, a predicted model, not a curated record
UACUAGUAUGCAUACAGUUAUAGAUGUAUGUCAAUCUGCACCUAUAUAAUAGACUCCUACACAACUGAACAAACUACCUCAGUUAUCAUAUAUUCCUAGAUAAUCAUGUCUAAAUCUAAGACUGCCAUUAAGCUCCCAAUAUUCGAUAUGUCACAGCCCUUGUCUUCAUCUUCUUUGUCCUCCCUCUCUUUAGCUUGCAGAGAAUGGGGAUUCUUCCAUAUCAUCAACCAUGGAGUCUCCAAAGAUCUUUUCAAGAAACUAAAAUCCCUGUCCAGAAACCACAUUUUUGAUCUUCCUGCAGAGGUGAAACUUAAAGCUGGCCCUUCAUCAGCAGUAAAUACUUACACACCUCAUUUCAUCGCAUCGCCUUUUUUUGAGAGUCUCCGGGUGUCUGGACCUGACUUCUUCAACUCUGCCAAGAGUUCUACGGAGGCACUCCUAGACCAGCCAAACUCGGAAUUUUGUGAGAUACUGAAAGAGUAUGGGAGCAAUAUGACAAGACUCUCCAGAAGCAUUACUGACAUAAUACUGAAGUGCAUGGGUAAUGAUUUUGAAGUGAAAUUCAAAUCUGAAUUUGAUAACUGUCAUGGCUAUCUGAGGAUAAUCAACUAUUCCCCGCAUCAAGGUGUGGCUGAAAAAAGAGUCGAAGGACUUGGCAUGCACACUGACAUGAGCUGUGUAACCAUCGUAUAUCAGGACGAGGUUGGAGGGCUUCAAGUUAGGUCGAAAGAAGGAGAGUGGAUGGACAUAAAUCCUUGUGAAGAAACUCUGGUGGUAAACAUUGGAGACUUAAUGCAAGCCUGGAGUAAUGGAAAGCUAAGGUCAUCUGAGCACAGAGUUGUUCUGACACAACCUGUGAAUCGAUUCUCAAUGGCUUUCUUCUGGUGUUUUGAGGAUGAGAAGGAAAUUUCUGCACCUAAUGAAGUUGUGGGGGAGGAGAAUUUGAGGGCAUACAGGCCUUUUGUUUGUGCAGAUUAUAUGAGAUUUCGACAGAGCAGUGAGAAGGGUAAAUUUGAAAAGGUAGGCUUCACUGUGAAAGGUUUUGCUGGAUUAGAAGGGUGAAAGUUCACUUUAUGUUCAUGUAUGUAAUAAAUAAUAAUAAUAAUAUCUUGAUUCUUUAAAGUUUAAUUUCUUCUUUACAUCUUCUCCAAGUCAAUCUGGGGGUGCUAAGAUGGUAUUUGGGUGUUCCCUACUUAUUGGUGUCUUGAAGACUAAUUUGCAGUCUUUUAUAUGCAAA